ACCAUUUGCACACCCAGGCACCCAGCCCACGAGAUUAGCCUCGAGCGCAGCACAGGCUAAUGCAAAAUACUACACUCCACGAACACCACUUCAAAAGCAAGAAAUUCAGCAGCUACACAGAGCAGAGAGCAGCGGCGGCCGGAGGUUGCGAUGCGCGGCGGCGAGGGGAAGCCCGGCAGGAGCCCGAAGAGGCAGCUCAACGCCGGCUACGUCGUCGGCGGCCUCCUCAUGCUCCUCACCUAUCUCGUCGCUCAGCAUUUCGCGGUCAGCUCCCCCAAUGUUGUCAUCACGGAAGCACCACGGAUCGUGGAUGAUGUCAAAGCUCCCGUUGAAGCAGCAGUUGUCAGUACGGAAGCACCACAGAUCGUGGAUGAUAUCAAAGCUCCCGGCGAAACAGCAGUUGUCAGUGCCGAAGUACCACAGAUCGUGGAUAAUAUCAAACCUCCCGGCGAAACAGAGAAUGGCAAGGUGGUGUGUAACAUGGAGGGCCGCUCCGACACCUGCGAAGUCGACGGUGACGUGCGCACCAACGGCACAGCCCUGUCGGUGACCCUCGUCCCGGCGGCGAGCUGGCCGGAGCGCCACGAGUGGACGAUCAACCCGUACUCGCGCAGGUUCGCCAGCCUCAGGAAGGUCACCGUGACGCAGCUGCAGGACCGGGCCGCCGCCCCGCCGUGCACGGUGACCCACGACAUGCCGGCCGUCCUGUUCGGGAUCGGCGGGUACGCGGCCAACUACUGGCACGCCUACGCCGACAUCCUGGUGCCGCUGUUCGUCGCGUCGCGGCGGUACCACGGCGAGGUCACGUUCCUGGUCAGCAAUAUCCAGUUCAGGCCGCGGUGGCUGGUCCAGUACAGGGCCUUCCUGCAGGGGCUGUCCAAGUACGACCUCGUGGACAUGGACGGCGACGCGCAGGUGCGGUGCUUCCCGCGCGUCACGGUGGGGCUCCGGCUCGACAAGGAGCUGAGCAUCGUCCCCGAGCUGGUGCCGGGGGGCCGCCUCUCCAUGGCCGACUUCACCGGGUUCCUGCGCGAGACCUACGCGCUCCCACGCGGCGCGGCGGCCAGCCUGGCCUGGGAGCCGGAGAAGAAGCCGCGGCUGCUGCUGAUCCACCGGGGCCACUACCGCCGCAUCCUGAACGAGCCGGAGGUGGCGCGGGCGGCGGAGGAGGCGGGGUUCGAGGCGGUGGUGACGGAGCUGCGGGGCGGGGGCGACACGCCGGAGGGGGAGGUGGAGCAGGCGCGGGUGGUGAACUCGUUCGACGUGGUGCUGGGCCUGCACGGCGCGGGGCUGACCAACGCCAUGUUCCUGCCGCCCGGCGGCGUGCUGAUCCAGGUGGUGCCGUACGGGAACAUGGAGGACAUCGCGAGGGCGGAGUUCAGCGAGCCCGCCACGGACAUGGGGCUCAGUUACCUCGACUACAGCGUGAGCGCGGAGGAGAGCUCGCUGAUGGAGACGCUGGGGCCGGAGCACCCGGCGGUCAAGGACCCCGCCUCCGUCCACCGCAGCGGCUGGGACAAGGUGUUCGAGCUGUACCUCGCCAAGCAGAACGUCCGCAUCAACACCACCCGCUUCGCCCCGACGCUGGCGCAGGCGCUCGACCACCUACGCCGGCAGUAGCUAGGGGCAGAGGACGCCGGAGGCGACGCCAUUGGCAUUUGCAUAUAGCACAAUUUAACCGUUUUCUGUCAUUCGGUGGUAAAGCGUUCGCUUGUACAAGGAGUAGUUCACAUUCGUGUUCAGCUUUUUA
This is a messenger RNA of Triticum urartu, 1750 nucleotides long. RefSeq names its product beta-1,2-xylosyltransferase XYXT1. Lineage: Eukaryota; Viridiplantae; Streptophyta; Magnoliopsida; Poales; Poaceae. The record is from RefSeq and is a predicted model, not a curated record. Gene Ontology annotation, molecular function: glycosyltransferase activity.